CGGAGUGCCAACCUGACUGGCCGAGCCUAAAUUCAAUUCUGGGAAAACGUUGAUAAUUAAAGAUAUGUAGCGAUUAGACGUAUUGGCUUCUGGAAACUGAACAACGACUUAGAUACAUCCCAUAGCCUGCGGUGCUAUUUUGAAUAUUUCAACAGACAUCAACGCCUUGGCUCUCAAAAUGGCUGAGAUCACCGAAAUCCGAGCAGCAUACGAUAUGUCCCCGGUGCUUGCGGGCUUCAUCGGGGCAGGAGUGUUGGUGGUGGCCGUGGUGACACUGGUCUUCCUCUGGGUGUGCUGCCAGCGCCGCCGCCGCCGGUCGACGGGCGCCUACAAGCUCCACGGCAUCCAAUCAGAGCCCUACGACCCGGCAACGGACCCGCCCUACAAGUUCAUCCACAUGCUGAAAGGCAUCAGCAUCUACCCAGAGACACUGACCAACAACAAGCGGGUGGUGCGGCUGGCCAGGAAGGCCGGCUGGAGGGGGGGGCGGCGCGAAGGGUCGGCCGCCGAGGACCGGGAGCGGGGCGAGGCAGUUGUGGACGCGGCCGACUUGGGGGCCUCAGCAGCCGAAAACGGGCAGGUGCCCUACACCCACCGGCCGGAAGACGACGACGGCGGGCAGUGCGAUGGCGCGAGCCGCCACCCGUUGAGGCUGGAGCGCGACCUGCCCAUCCGGGCCGACUACAGCUGCCUGGAGAACGUCUCGGGCCCCAGCAGCAGCUGCAGCAGCAGCAGCAGCCAGAGCAGCGCCACGGCCACCCCGUUCACCCCGGCCACCGAGGACGAGCUCCAGAGCCUGGGCGAGCUCAGCCUGGCCGUGGACUACAACUUCCCCAAGAAGGCGCUGGUGGUCACCAUCCAGGCGGCGCGGGGGCUCCCGGCGGUGGACGAGCGGGCGGGCAGCGCCGACCCCUACGUCAAGAUGACCAUCCUGCCCGAGAAGAAGCACCGCGUCAAGACCCGCGUGCUCCGUCGCACGCGCCAGCCCGUCUUCGACGAGACGUUCACCUUCUACGGCGUGCCGUACAGCGCCCUGCCCGAGCUCACGCUGCACUUCCUGGUGCUGAGCUUCGACCGCUUCGCCCGCGACGACGUCAUCGGGGAGGCGGUGGUGCCGCUGGCUGGCGUCGACCCCAGCACGGGCAAAGUGCAGCUCACGCAGCUCAUCAGCAAGAGGAGCAUGCAGUGUGUGAACCGCGGAGAGCUGCUGGUGUCUUUGUCCUACCAGCCAGUCUCCCACCGGCUCAGCGUGGUGGUGCUCAAGGCCAAACACCUCCCUAAGAUGGACAUCACCGGGCUGUCUGGCAACCCGUACGUGAAAGUGAACGUGUUCUACGGCCGCCGGCGCAUCGCCAAGAAGAAGACCCACGUGAAGAAGAGCACGCUGGACCCCGUCUUCAACGAGUCGUUCAUCUACGACGUGCCGGCCGAGCUGCUGCCCGACAUCUCCGUGGAGUUCCUGGUCAUGGACUUCGACCGCACCACCAAGAACGAGGUGGUGGGCCGCCUGGUCCUGGGCGCGCGGAGCUCGUUGCCCGCCGGCGCCGCCCACUGGCACGAAGUCUGCGGCAACCCGCGCCGGCAGGUGUCCAAGUGGCACAGUCUGAGCGAGUACUAG
This is a messenger RNA of Sardina pilchardus (European sardine), 1618 nucleotides long. It is a transcript of the gene syt11b, whose product is annotated as synaptotagmin XIb. Bases 179 to 1618 code for a protein of 479 amino acids. The transcript is spliced from 4 exons. Gene Ontology annotation, cellular component: exocytic vesicle; plasma membrane; synapse. Gene Ontology annotation, molecular function: calcium ion binding; calcium-dependent phospholipid binding; SNARE binding. Gene Ontology annotation, biological process: regulation of dopamine secretion; vesicle fusion; regulation of calcium ion-dependent exocytosis. NCBI's taxonomy places the organism in Eukaryota, Metazoa, Chordata, Actinopteri, Clupeiformes, Clupeidae. The record is from RefSeq and is a predicted model, not a curated record.